GUAUCUGAUCACGGCUCCUCUCUCUCUGCGUCUUGAUGCCGUGGAGACGGUAUUGCUGCAGCUGUUCGGUUUCACUGACGAGGUGACGGUCUACGUGUUCUUGAAGACCUCUAUGGCUCCGGAUCACGUGGUUCUGGCUCAGGAGGUCGUGACUCUUAACGCUCAGAACCACCACCAAGCCGCCGCCAAAGUCCAGCUGCACCCAGAUCAGCUGGGUAAGAGCGUGAGUCAUGUGACUCUGCACAUCCAAUCAGCAGAGAUCAACCAGCACCUGUCUGUCUCUGUCAGCCACACCAACGGCUUCCUGUUUGUCCAGACCGACAAACCGCUGUAUACCCCGCACCAGAGCGUCAAAUUGAGGGCGUUCUCCCUGAACGAGGAGCUGAGGCCGGCCAAUCGCAGCGUCUUCCUGACCUUCAAGACCACAGUGGACAUAGUGGAGAUGAUCGAUAUGAACAAUGGAAUCCCGUCGAUGCAAAACCCAUUCAAGAUCCCCAUUAAACCAAAGUUGGGGAUUUGGACCAUUGAAGCCUCUUACGCUGAUGAUUUCACUACAACAGCGAGAGCUGACUUUGAAGUUAAAGAAUAUGUUCUUCCCAGUUUCUACAUCCACGUGGAACCAGAAGCUAACUACGUUAGCUACGCAAGCUUCAACCGUUUCAGCUUCAAGGUCUCAGCCAGGUACGUCCACGGAGCUCCGGUGGCUAACGGGGAAAUGUACCUCCGCUACGGCUACGUUAGCGGAAAGACUCCUCCAGUUAUCAUCCCAAGCUCCAUCAGAAAAGAGAUUUUGUCGUCUAAAGGUGAAGUGGACGUGACCGUGAACAUGGAGAAGGUCCUCUCAAAACACGAUGGACCCAAAGACCUCAAUAGUCUGGUGGGGAAGUACCUUUACAUCGCUGUCCUGCUGCAGGAGGACACAG
This is a messenger RNA of Anarrhichthys ocellatus (wolf-eel), 923 nucleotides long. RefSeq names its product complement C5-like. The transcript has 8 exons. Gene Ontology annotation, molecular function: endopeptidase inhibitor activity. Lineage: Eukaryota; Metazoa; Chordata; Actinopteri; Perciformes; Anarhichadidae. The annotation marks the transcript as partial. The record is from RefSeq and is a predicted model, not a curated record.